Penicillium brasilianum is the source of this 1056-nucleotide messenger RNA. Lineage: Eukaryota; Fungi; Ascomycota; Eurotiomycetes; Eurotiales; Aspergillaceae. The record is from the annotation of a GenBank genome assembly.
CCGGCUAAGGUCGAUUGCAUAAGACCUAUCUAAAGACUACGUGUGCACGGAAUAGCGCCAAUGAGGGCCUUUUACUGUGCUUAAUGAGCCACUAUUGUCGAGGAUCAUACCCACAUGUGCAGUAAAAAGCACAACCCACUUGAUCCAUUAUUUACACGCUCUCUUUAACACCCAUCUUUGUCCGUUAUCCAUGUUUGAGGUCUCUUCAUACUAAUGACCAUGUACAAUAUCCAAGACCAUGUCGUCAUCAUCACGGGGAGCUCCUCCGGCAUCGGCCUCGCAGCCAGCACUCUCGCGCUAGCCUCAGGAGCCAAGGUCCUAGGUAUUGAUAUCUCAAACUCGCCGGCAUCUCUCACCGCAAACCCCAAUUACACCUUUUUCGCAGCGGAUCUGUCACACCCCGAAUCUGCCAAAAAGGCCAUAGCCGCCUGCAUUGCAGCUUAUGGAAAUAGGAUCGAUGGCCUGCUAAACAUCGCUGGGGUGAUGGACCUCAAUCAAAGCGCUGACACAGUGACUGAUGAUAUGUGGGACCGCUGUAUCGCUAUCAAUCUGACUGCACCGGUGAAGUUGAUGCGUGAAGUCAUCCCAAUUAUGCGGCUAAGGGGGAAGGGGAGUAUCGUGAAUGUGGGAAGUAAGGCAUCGAUGAGUGGCGCCGUAUCUGGAGUUGCGUAUACUGCAAGCAAACACGGGUUGGUCGGAGCUACCAAGAACGUUGCAUGGAGGUUUAAGCAUGAGGGGAUCCGUUGCAAUAUUGUCUGCCCUGGAGGCGUGGCAGCGACAGGAAUUCGUGACGGUGUGGACUCGACUCAAUUUGACAGCGAGGCCAUGGAAAUGAUGACUGUAAUUCAUCAGGCCCAUGCUAGUGAUCAUGCCAAGGGACUCGGUCUCCAACCCGAGGAUCUUGCGCACAGCUUACUCUACUUCUUGUCCGAUCUCAGCAAAGGGAUUAGCGGGGCUGUAAUUCCAGUUGACAAUGCUUGGUCGACUAUCUAGAGCCUCGGUACAAUGAUUGAUCCACUAGCUUUAUUAAAAAAUUUCAAGAUCAUUUCUCCAACA